AUGUCUUCACCUUCAUCAAAGCCUGGCCGUGCCGCAGUCUGGAAGCUCGUUCCUCCAACCACCAACCACCCUGCUGAAUCUACCAUCAUUCCCGAUGAUGGAAGUAAGGGCAGCUCGGAGUCUAUCAUUGGAGAAGACCAGCGUGCUUUGGUUGACUUUAGUGACUUUCUUGAGGGGGGAAAGUACCGUUCCAUUGUCAAGAUUCAAGCCAGAUUCGAAGGCAAAGGUAAGCCAGUCUGGAUGAUGGGUACUGGCUGGCUCAUUCGCCCCGAUGUUCUCGUCACCGCCGGUCAUGUUGUUUAUGACUGGGGACGUCGCUACGGAGCAGCGAGCCAGAUCAGGUGCUUCAUCGGAUAUAACGGUCGUGCUUCUCUCCAGACUUCUCAAGUUCAGGCUCGGUACGGUAUCAAGGUCAUCUCCACCGAGGAAUGGCUUCAGGAUUCGGGCAACCGUCCUCGUGAUCUUGCCUUUAUUCAGGUCGACAGAGCCUUCACUGGGAAUCUGAGGACUUUCAACUAUGUCAACACUCCACCUUCUGGCCACAAGACUCUUCUAGGUGUUGUUGGAUACCCUGGAGACAAGAGUCUUAAGGACCCAGAGAGUGGUGACGAAGAGAAGGGUGCUCAAAUGUAUGAGGAGUACGCCAAGAAUGACUACGAUAUUGCGGACAGCACUCGUCACAUGGUUGAGUAUCAGAUCUCAACAUUCGGAGGGCAGUCUGGCGCUCCAAUCCUUCGAAAGGCGAAUGGACAGUUGGUCUCCAUUGGAACCCAUUGCUAUGGCGGUGGUGGUACUGACAGCAACUCGGGCAAUGCCAUCGGGAGCCCUUACGGAAAUGACUAUGAAUCAUUUGUUCGUUUGUUCAGCAUGCCUUCUACUUUCGGAGAUAUCGGCGACGUCCGCAUUGUCGACACCAAAGUUCAGACCGUCACUAUCCAGCCUGCUAUCAACAAGCCAACUUCAUACCCUACCGUAAGUUUGCCCAUCAAUUUUGGUGUUGCCACUAAUCUGAUCGUUCAGAACGGCGUGAAUGGACAAGGCAUCCAGAACAAGACUGUCAAAUCUCAGUACUCUGAAGCUGGAGAAGAGGGUUUCCUGGACGUCUUCAAAACCAUUGCCAAUGUCGGCUCCAAGAUCAUUCCCCUUGCCUCUCCUUUCUUGGGCCCUGUUGGCGGCAUCCUCGGUCCCGCUGUUGGCGGCCUGUUGGGUUCACUUGCGGAGAGCGAAGUCUCCGACAAUCCCGACAUCAAGACCGACGGCACUGCAGAGCGUGCUUUGCUCGCCGAGGCUGCUCUGCAAGCCAUCCUUGCAUCCGAGCAUACCGAGGGACUCACUGAGGUGGUUAGCAAGAUGGAACGCAUUUGGAGAGUUGAUGCACCAAAGGUUGACUACCUCGCCCCAGUAGUAGCUCCGAUCGUCGCCGAGUGCGGCCAGUCGUUCAUUCGCGAGAGUCAGCAACCCGUCAAGACUCGCUUUGGCAAGGAUUUCCACAACCAGCCACGUCGAAGUCUUGGAUUCGACAUGUCAGAGAGCACCGUCGGCGGAGAGGAAGCUGCUUUCAUCCAAGGCCUCAUGGGACCGACACGCCAGGUGGCAGGAGAAGAGGGUAUGUUUGACUGGCUUGGCCCCGUUCUCAACGCGGGAGCCAAGUUCGCCAAGCCCCUUGCUUCUCAAGCCGCAUCAGCCGCUCUGUCAGGUCUUGGCGGCCUCAUCAAAAAGUCACUGGGAGCUGAGUCCACUGUCGCGGAUGUUUCCCCUGAGCAUGAGGAAGCCACCAAGAUUCUGCUCAAGCGUGCUGUAAUGGCCGACACGGCUCUUCAAGCGUUAAUGACUCUUCCUUCUGACAAGUUGGAGAAGCUCAAGCCCAUCAACCCCGAGACCGGCGAGGCGGAAGGCAUUUUCGAUUUCAUCAAGGACACGGUCCAGAAACUCGGACCCAUUGCUCUCGACACUGCCAAGCAAGCCGCCAAGACUUACUUGCCUCGCCUCAUUGACACUGCAACCCAGAAAGUAUCCUCCAGACUUGGCCUUCCAACUGAGUCAUCGGGUCCGGCUCGCUCCUUGUCAAGGAAGCCUUCGCUGAUGGAUACCCUCAACGGCAAGAACGACGCGAUCAAGGUGAGACAUGUUUUCCAUUCGGCUGAUGGUCCUGCUAUAAUCGAUGUCACCCCCAUUAUUCGCGCUCGUGAAGAGGCCUGGGUGCCAUCUGAAGAGUGGCAGAAAUGCUGGGAUGAUAACGAUGAUGGUCCUGUCCUGAUGAAGCAGCCGCCACCUGACCUGUAG
Molecule: messenger RNA, 2283 nt
Organism: Fusarium venenatum
Lineage: Eukaryota; Fungi; Ascomycota; Sordariomycetes; Hypocreales; Nectriaceae
Source: RefSeq, a predicted model, not a curated record